AUGAGCGAAGAACAACCUUCCGACCAAGUUAAUAGUCUUCGUGACUCAUUGAAUCGAUGGAAUCAAACAAGACAGCAGAAUUCGCAAGGUUUUAACGAAUCGGCUAAGACGCUGUUUUCGAGUUGGGCGGAUUCUCUCAAUACUAGGGCCCAGGAUAUAUAUCAGACGUUGCCUGUAUCUAGGCAGGACUUGGUGCAAGACCAGGAGCCGUCCUGGUUUCAAUUGUCAAGAACGGAACGAAUGAUACUCUUUGUCUGCUUCUUACUAGGUGCAACGGCAUCUUUCACCCUUUGUAUCUUCCUUUUCCCCGUUUUAGCUACCAAACCAAGAAAGUUUGGUUUAUUGUGGACGAUGGGAUCCCUACUAUUUGUAUUUGCGUUUGGUGUGCUUAUGGGGCCAGUAGCGUAUCUAAAGCAUUUAACUGCAAGGGAAAGGCUGCCCUUCUCAAUGUUCUUUUUCGCCACUUGCUUCAUGACAAUUUAUUUUGCAGCCUUUUCCAAAAAUACCGUGCUGACUAUAACUUGUGCCCUUUUGGAGUUAGUUGCUGUCAUUUAUUAUGCUAUUUCAUAUUUCCCAUUUGGUGCAACAGGUUUGAGGAUGCUAAGUUCUGCUGGUGUCAAUUCGGCAAGAGGUGUUUUACGCAUCUGA
Messenger RNA from Saccharomyces mikatae IFO 1815, 648 nucleotides. RefSeq names its product Sft2p (gene SFT2). The record is from RefSeq and is a predicted model, not a curated record. Gene Ontology annotation, biological process: vesicle-mediated transport. The transcript has a single exon. The coding region runs from base 1 to 648 and encodes 215 amino acids. Gene Ontology annotation, cellular component: membrane. Lineage: Eukaryota; Fungi; Ascomycota; Saccharomycetes; Saccharomycetales; Saccharomycetaceae.